AUGCGUAGUGCCGCCGCAUUUACUCAUCAAAGCAGAACAAGGCUGCGCGUCUUCAUCGGGAAUAUCAGACGCAUUGGUAGUAGGGCUUGGGACUAGUGAUCCCAUUCCCGUUCCCAUGUUACCUCCAUCUCUUGUGGGAGUAUCUGGAAAUGGCAACAGCAAUGAGAAUCGCGAGGAGGUGUCGCAAUUACAUGGAGGUGACGAGAAAGACGAUAAAACUGCAUGUACAAGCGCAGCAUCUUCAUCCACAACUGCAAGUGCAACUACAGUAGUGCUCACGUCGAAGAGUAUCCAGCCUCGCCGCGAUCUAGCACAGAUCUCGAAGCGUGUCGAUCUCGAUGGCGGUACCGUGGAGGCUGGUUCUGCAGCAUGUCAAGCUGCAGAUGGGUUGGCCCAGGGGCUUAACCUUAACGUUCCCGUAGGGAACCAGUCAGUCUCUUCUCUACCGGUUGGAGGGGUAGAAGUAGAUGAACAUCUUCAUCCUGGGUUUGGGAAGGAGGUUGCGCUUGGGUUGGAUUCCUUGGAGAUGGUCAUGGAUUGUGCUGCGGACUCUGGAGGUGGUGGAUUCUUUUCGGGCAAUGAGGAUGAUAACAACAGCAACAACGUGUUCGAAGAGCUUCUUUCUCCACAUUCUCGACAGCAGCGCCGAAAAAAAGCUGCGGAUGAUGAUGCGGCGAUUCGAUUUGCCGCGGUGAGGUCUCAUACGGGCAUUUAUGGGAUGAUCCCCGAGGACGGUGAAGAUGAUGAACUAGAACUAGAUGAAGAGAUUUGUGACUCCUUCCUGGGGGAAAGAGAGAGCUGGCGCCUGCCUAAGCUUCAUGCGAGAAGUGUGGCCGCAGAAGUAGAACUUGAAGUAGCACCAGGAAAAGCAUUAUCUUCAGCUUCAAGCUCGUCUUCAUCGUCGCACAAGCGCGCAGUCAGUAGUACUAGCAUAGGAGAACAAGCACAUAUGAAAGAGCCGAAACGACGACGAACCACGACUAGCAAUGCAGCAAUCGAUGAUGGCGGACAUGUGCAUCCAGAUGCUAUUCCUCAAGACCAGUCCGACCUCGGUGGAGGAGCGGCGAAGUGUAAGCUUCUGACUUCGUCUGUGCGCGAAUUUGUCAGCAGCACUGCAGCGGAACGACAAUGGUGGCGCACCUCUGCCCUUUUUCAACAGGAAGUGAUACCACAAUCGAAGAGAACGUGUGUGGAGUACCUCGCGGCUGCGGUAGGCGAGUUUGAAGGCAUGCCGGCACCAGGAUUCUGCAGUGGUUUGUCUCAAGCGAAUCUCAUCCAUCUGCACAUCGAAAGUGUGAAUGCUCUUCACAUCUGGAAGAAAGUGCGACAGGCUAUGGCUUCUGACAAGGUCUACGGAGCAUACGGCACGGAGAAGGCGACUAUGGACAAAGUAGAGCGAGCCCUUGUCAAGAUCAGCGACCAGAUUAGAAGCAGAAAGAAUCGCUGCGUGAGUAGUUGUGCUUCUUCUUCUGGUGCUGGCGCUUGUAGUAGUGGCACAUUGGGGGACUCGCAGUCCUCUGCGGCAAAUGAGCAGCAUAGCCUGGGAUCCAAGGAAGCGGCACGAGCCGCACCAAGCAGAAAGGACAAGCGAACGUCGAAAAAGGAUAGACGAGUCAAAAAAGCAGCAUGGAAGUGAAGGACUAGAAGCAUGCUCGUGCAAACACGUGCUUGCGCAAGUAGCUUUAAUGGAAUUAGUGCUAGUGUCCCCGAUGUCGGCCUAGUUAUAUUACGCUCUUCGCUUUCUACUUCUAGUACUAGUUGCAAGCUUUCGUUAGGUAGUGGCUGGCAGUGCGUCUGCCUUCUUUCGCGUUCACAACUCACGCUACACAGCAGGAGCGACGUGUCCUAUUCUUAUUUGUUUUUUCAGGGUAAGUAAUGCGGAUCUUGAGGCGCUUGCUGUUGCUCAACAGUACGCUUGUUGCAGAAUAGACAUAGAGUCCAUCACCAUCUUCAGUAUUCAUUAGAAGUUGCAACUGCAUUCGUUUGGGCGUGGGCCUGCCUUUCCCGUUUUUGUAUCUUCUGGUUGUCUUUUUUGAUUUUUACGUUGUAUCAAGCGACGCUAGUACUACAACUACUACUACAUGCAUAGACGACGAGGAACGCAGAGUCGAAGUGACUAGUCAGCUACAAUUAAUGCGAGAUAAAUGAAGAAUGAACGAUAAGGGUGUGCUGAUGUGGUCUCAUUAUAAUAAAAUAAACGGUGGCGUGUAGACUAUUGGCCUAAGAUAUUUCAUAUAGUAAAUAAUUACUCAUCUUCUUAUCCAGACCGGUGCAGCUCAUUCUCUUCACCAGUUAGCCACCCAAUCUACACCAAGACAGCACGACAAUGCACAUUAAGCUGACAAGUCCAAGCGUCGGCCUGGUACUACGCGAGUAUGUCGAUAAAAUAAAUGAGUGAGUUGGAGUUGCAAACAAAAUCCUAGGAGACUUUCGCAUCUAUAAUAAAUAAUGUAUUGUGCUUUUUGUUGACAGCUGAAGCAAGAUAGCUAGCACCAGGGCAAGACUCACUACAGGAGGUGCGAGAACAUUUAGAGCUUCGGGCCCACAUGGUGAAAUGUGUGAAUCUGAUACGUAAUGCCUGAGCCUACUACGAAACUAGGUGCGUUCUUGUCGAUAAAAAUAGCUAGAACAUCGUGAAUGGUUCUCAAUGUGGAGGCAAGUCCAUCUCUACCAGUGCUUUAGCACGCGUGGUCGGAACACGAUCAUCAACAUCCAUAAGGAGUCUCCUUCACUAGUAAGUGCACAGAAGAUGUCGAUGGGGACCCUUACUCACAUAAUAAAUGCACUCUUCUAUUGCACAUCCGAGGGGUUUGACUUUGAAGCCCACUUGAAUUUGAACUAGACGAAGCCAUUUAAUGCAGAGCCAAAGGCGCACUGUCCCAUUAUAAAGGGCGAAGCUUUUUAAGGAUCAUCUCCAUCUGCAGGAACAGCCUGCUGCGUCAUUUUUGAUUGGCG
This is a messenger RNA of Amoebophrya sp. A25, 2955 nucleotides long. The record is from the annotation of a GenBank genome assembly. NCBI's taxonomy places the organism in Eukaryota, Dinophyceae, Syndiniales, Amoebophryaceae.